Molecule: messenger RNA, 6869 nt
Organism: Oreochromis niloticus (Nile tilapia)
Lineage: Eukaryota; Metazoa; Chordata; Actinopteri; Cichliformes; Cichlidae
Product: PDZ domain-containing protein 4
Exons: 8
Coding region: 2767-5580 (937 amino acids)
Molecular function (GO): protein binding
Source: RefSeq, a predicted model, not a curated record
AGAGGAGAGUGUAAGGAGGAGGGAGAGGGUAGCAAAUGAGGUGUGGGUAAAAAUUAUGGGGGACUGGAAAAGAGAGCAGUGGCCCAGCCCUGGAUAUGGAGAGAAAGAGGGUGGGGGAGAGACAGAGGAAGAAAGAGAUUAUACAGUGUAAAACCAGAAGAUGCAGUUUUAGUAGUAGUGCGACGUGCAGAUCAGUAAGCUCCUUCACCGCUGGGGAACAACCGCCUUUUGUUUCUCUCCCUCCACUGCAGUGGGGGGGUGCAUUUAUCGUCUUGCCCAGGGGGAGAAGCCAAGAAGUAUCCUCCAAUCAGCCUUUAAUGAUUUCUCUCGUCUUGUGAGGCUGCUGACGGUGAUUUAUCACUGACCUGAGACUAGCGCUGCACUCUGCACAACACUCUAACCACCUGGAAUACUCGCCAUGGUUUUUAUUUCUUUUCUUACAAAUAAAUAUCCUCCUGUGGAUGUUUCAAAGGGAAAGACCAGAGGACAAAAGAAGGAUUAAAAUGGACUUACUGACUGAUGUUCUUGAAUUUCCUGCAGCACACUGAAGAUGGACUAACUUUGACACAAGUACAGGACAUAUUUUUACACCCACCACUCUAACAGAAAGGCUGCAUUUGUCACAGCGUGCCAUGCCAUAUUUUAUUCUGAAAGCAUGGCAGGCUGGGAAGCAUCCUAAACACUCCACUGCAACAAUCAUGUAGGACUGACACUCAGGUAUAGGUAGAUGAUGAUGAUGAGCAGGAGAUGGAAAGACUGGGUGACAGUUGGAACUGGCUUGCCUGCUGAGCCUGUCUGGCACUUCACUAUAGGUUGAUUGGCCGUCUGCUCUCGAGAGUUCAACUAUCAGGUUGUUUCUCCCAAGUUAUCAUGCGGUUCAUUGAGUGUAUUUAGCUCUCCUCUGUGCUUGUGUGAGUGAGGAUGCCACUCGGUGUGUGUGUGUGGUGUUUGGGAUUACACAGCCUCUGGAAAGAAUACAGGUGUAGCAGAGCCUUGAAUAAGGAUUAGCAGCUGUAACACCUUGUCACUGGCAGCAGACAGCGCGAUGGUACUUUGAGACAAGACUUUCAAACUAUGACCUCUUGCUGGAGGAUUAAUGAUAACGCUCUGUGUAAUAUGAUGACACUUAAAGGGCAAAGGAGGAGACAGGAAUACGGCAUAUUCUAAUUCCAGUUAUCUUUGAAGGACGCAGACUUGGGCUAAUCCUAAAGCAAACGGGAGUUUUAAUUCAUAUUUAAAUUCAGUGAGACAGUUUACAACAGCUUCAUUUGAAGAGUUAAAACUAAAGCAUCAGAAUUAGUAACAGUGCAAAGCAGGCCUACAAAUUCAUAAAAAAUAACCUGCCUUUCUAAAUGAAUUAAUUGGAUAUGUGACAGACAACAACCCACCCAGUACAAAAUCCAGCUGAUCAAUGAAUCAGUUUUGUAUUGAUUUCCCAACACAGACACGAUUGGAGGUUUCAGUAAAUAUAACCAAUCAGUGAGUCCAACCCAUGAGCAGUUAGGUAUAGUCCUGAGUGUGGUUUAGCUGAAUAUGAGUGGUUUAAUACUGGUCAUGACUUCUGACAACAGAUCAGAUAAAUGCUGCAGUUUCUGUAUGUUUUAUUUGCUUGUAUUGUUUGGAGAAGCUUUAUGAAAAAUGACAGUUCUGCUGACAGUUACAGGAAAAUUGGCACUCCCUCCGUGCAGUAAAGCUUGUAGUUGAAAGAAUCGUGUCUUGUUUCCUGUCUUGAUGUGUCUGUAGGUGUGCUUGUCUUUAGGUUGUUGUCUGUGGCACGCAGCUUAUCUUAGCUGCACAGCAAGGGCUUAGAGAUCCAGGCUACUGGCAUAAUGGGCACCACCCAACCUGCCCCACCUCCCUACUCGGUGCAUUUCAAUAGAUUUAAAUUAUGAAAUUACUUUAAACACGCAUUGAUCCUUAAGUGGAGGAUCAGAAUAGGUAAAGAGGGUUCUAAAAAGGCACCGAUGAGGCUAAAUUAUCUCAGCAGCCACACUCAGCAGUCCUGGAAAGAGAGAAAGAGUGUAGUAGGUGGGAAGCUCCAUGUGGCAGCAAUGAUAGCAGAAGGAAAAAACAAAACUGAGGCAAAUUCUUUGAUAGCUGCAUUGUUUGCAUCUAACGGGCUCAAAGAGCAUUUUUGAAAAUGUGCUUUUUGGAAGUUUAGUUCUUUGAGUGAAAAAGACUCAGGAACAGCGUGGGAGAGUUCAGCGAGAGUUCUUCUGGGAAAACUUUGUCUUUUAGUGCAGUUUUUCAAACUAAAAAGCCACUGUUGCAAUUUACAGCAAGCUUUCAGUGUGAUCAUUUUUGAAAAGUUACUGGAUAAGCACAACAUUUUAUGCCUGAUCUAUUGAAUGACACACAAACCAGCAGGACUCUUGAAGCACAUCUUUUCCACAGAUCCAGUCAAAAAUCCUUCCUGAUCUACAACAAGCACACAAACCUAAACAAGACACAUUUCUGCUUGCCAUGGAAACAGAAACUAACACGUGGGCUUGCUGCUCUGAAACUAUCUCCACGUUUAAAUUUACUCUGGAUUAUAACACUUGAGCUGCAAACAGCACAGAAGAGAAGCGAACAGUGACACAGCCAAUUAAACUGUGUUAUUCCCAGCCAAGGAUGUGUUGUGUGUUACUCUGAGGAGGACUAGUUGUAUGCUACAACCCUGCGAAUGAGGGUGGGGCUUUCCCACUGCCAUAGACAAAGACCGCACAAAGAAUCCUGGCGUGAGCGUUGCUCAUCUGGGGCAGUUGUGGGACCUGCACAGCCACGAUGGGGUGCAACAUGUGUGUGGUCCAAAAACCUGAGGAACAAUACAGGGUCAUGUUCCAGAAGGGUCACAUAAGCAACAUGCUGUGCUCUUUUGACGCUGAUGGUCGAUUGAAGGUGAAUGGGAAGGAGUUGACGCGCCUGUCGGGGGAUCCCACCCUGGACAUACGGGACCCUGUGCUAUCCAGCAUACUGAGGAGGGGGGCCCGCAGACGGGCGGGCUUAGCAGGAGCUCCUGGAGGGCAAGUGCCAGUGACCAUGGGCAUGGCCGACUGUGUGGACAGCUGCACCCAAACAGACAUCAGCUUCCAGCAUAUGUUGACUCUGGGCAAGAGCAGCCAGCAUCCCUGCGGAGCUCCACCCCCACCCGACCCUCCACCAUCCCCUCCUCUGCCUCCACUCCUGGAACCAUAUCUACUCAAUGAACUCUUUAUAGAGCCUGUAUACUAUGACCCCACAGACUACUUUGACAUCAACCAGCAUGAAGUGGACCGGCAGGAUGAGCUGGAAUAUGAGGAGGUGGAGUUGUACAAGUCUCGACAGCAGGAUAAACUGGGUCUGACAGUGUGUUACAGAACUGAUGAGGAGGAGGACCUCGGGAUCUAUGUAGGCGAGGUGAACCCCAACAGUAUAGCUGCAAUGGAUGGUCGUAUCCGCAAAGGGGAUCGAAUACUACAGAUAAAUGGAGUGGACAUCCAGAACAGAGAGGAGGCGGUGGCUAUUCUCACCAGAGAGGACAGCACUAAUGUAUCCCUGCUUCUCGCACGACCCGAGAUAGAGAAUGACAACCAGCUGGAUCCAGAUGAGCUGGAGCUGGAGCCAUUAGACAAUGCUGUCCACCUGGCCAGCUGUCAUAGUGUGAAGAACAGCCCUUCUGUUCUGGGUGCAGGACCUGGAGGUUUUGCUGGUGGAGGUGUUCUACCCAGCCACAGUCAUUCACUGAACAGGGAUUCCCCCAGUUUGCUUCAGACAGUGCUGAGCAACAGCCAGGAGCUGGACAGUGGGGUGGGUCGUACAGAUGAAAGCACACGCUAUGAGGAGUCUUCAGAGCAUGACCUUCUGGGAGACGACCACACUAGUGCCUCCAAUACGAAUGCAACCAACACACCAGGCAGCAUGCGCAGAUUUUUCUCCAGCCGAGGAGAAACUCCACCCUUACUGCAUUCCCAGGACCUCCAGUUUAGCACGGACUCCCUUUUAGGUCUGGAAUCUGUUAAUGGAGGUGGCCUGGAACAGGGGGAACGUUUGGAAAGGCCCUACAAGGCAGAUCCUGUGAGGAUGAUGAUGCCUGGGCUGACUGAGGAGGAGUGUGAGAGAUACAAAGAGCUGCUGGAAAUCAAGUGUUACUAUGAAAAGAACAGUAAUGCUCUAAUGUUACUGGGAGGUCAGGGGGCAGCACAAGAGGAAGGGGGUGUCUCACUGGAUGUGAACAGGAAUGAAAGUCUGACACAGCAUGAGAUGGCUCUCCUAGAAGAGGAACUGCGCCACUUGGAAUUCAAGUGUCGCAACAUCCUGAGGGCACAGAAAAUGCAGCAGCUGAGGGAGCGAUGCCUGAAGGCUUGGCCUCUAGAGGAAAAGAAUGGGGCAAGUGUAGCCGCUGGAGCAGGAGCUGGACGCUUGGACAUUAAUGGUACUUUGGUCAGCGAGGAAUCCUGUCACCAUGCUCUUUCAGAUAUCAACGAGCUUCCCGAGAGGGAGCGCUCAGAUAAAGAUAGCACGAGUGCCUACAACACUGGAGGGGAAAGUUGCAGGAGUACCCCUCUUGCCAAUGAACAGUACCCUUCACAUUCCACACAGAGUCUGGAGGGAGGAGAGUGUCUUCACGCAGCAGGUAUGCAGACUCCAGCAUCCACUCGGCAGAGAGAGAGAGGAACCAGAGGGGACGGAAUACAAGCAAACUUAAACCAACCCUAUUCUCCCCACGCUCACAGGCGAGGGGCUGAGGCAAAGACUUCCAGCCCCGGUGCAAAGGUUAGGUCCCUAUCCCGAGACGGGGGAACCAGGAGGGGCUCAGAUGGAGGAGUGAGACGUAAUCCCAAAGCUAACGGAGUGGCUGACAGGGGUGGUGGACGCAGUGCAGAAAACAGCCCUUAUUUGUCUCGCCGUCAGACUGAAACACAGCCGCCUCAACGCUACCUGAGCUGCAUGCAGCUGAGGUCCCCCUCCACCUCUGAGCAGCUGGGUGGACUAAGUAAUGCUCCCAAAGAGGGCAUCAUAGAUAAUGGUGGCGAUGCAAGCCCAAUGAGCCUGGGUAGCACAUGCAAAGAUGUUGCCCAGGCCCCAGGUGCUGCAUCCUUACCCCUGUCUCCUCCACUGCUGCCUGCCUCCCCCCGAAUGGAGUGGAAGGUGAAGAUUCGCAGCGAUGGCACGCGCUACGUGGCCAAGCGGCCUGUGAGGGAUCGCCUCCUAAAGGCACGCGCCAUGAAGAUCAGAGAAGAGCGCAGCGGCAUGACAACAGACGACGAUGCUGUAAGUGAAAUGAAAAUGGGACGUUACUGGAGCAAAGAGGAACGCAAGCAGCAGCUGCUGAAGGCCCGAGAGCAGCGGCGGCGCAGAGAGUUCAUGAUGCAGAGCCGCCUCGACUGUCUGAGAGAGCGUGAGAGGGAGCAGGGAAGCAGCGGAGGAGGACAGCAGGGAACCGAACAACAGCAAGAACCAACUUCCAUCCUGGAGUUGUGUCACCGCAGGAGCAUGAAGAAGCGGAGUCGCAAAAUCCUGGACAACUGGAUCACUAUACAGGAGCUACUGGCUCAUGGAACCAGGUCUGCUGAUGGGAAGAAAGUCUACAACCCCCUGCUGUCUGUCACCACAGUCUGAGAAAAGAAAUGAUCAGAGAGUGAGGGCAGAGAGUUAGGAAUAUAAGAAAGUGCCAAAGUGUUUUACCUUCAGGAUGAGCAGCUUCAGUAAACCAUGGCACAAAUGUUAAUCUGCAGAGAUGCAGCAACACAAAUUCAUGAUGGUAAAUGAUUGUAAUGAUUACAAAACCUUAGACCGGAGUUCAAAAUCCAAAAGGAAAACUGCCACGUUCUGUGUCUAGAAAAACACGCAGUAAAAACGUUGUCAAAAUGAUCAUCCAUUGAAGAAAUGAACUCGAAGCCCACAAACGCAGUGCAUUUUAAAUACACUGUAGCAGACCUAUAGACACAGAAUUAAGUAAACAAAACGAUGUCUGCAGUCAGGGAUUGAACCACCUGCUGUUUAACAACUAGAAAAGUGACAUCUAUUACUAUUUUAUGAUUGGAAAAAUGCAGAAAAAUCAAAAGUGAAGCCAAGAGCCACGCAGCUGUGAAAUAAGAUGAGUUAAAGUCACUUCUGUGCCAUAAAACUGAACAUUUAGUGUCCACAGAGGACUUCUCAUUAAGCACACCUUCAAAAGAACAUUUUGUGCCAGUUUAUGUCGUUACAAUUUCCUACAUUCUUGAAGUGUUCAUGUACAAAUGCCUCUUUGUUUUUGUCAUAAGAAAGCCAACAUCUUCAGCUGAUCACAGAUGCUUCUUGGUCAUGAGGAGCUGAGCGGUGCCUUCCUUUCGGGCAGACUUGACUGUAUAUAGCACAUUUUUCAAUGAUACAAAAAAAAAUCUAGAGGAGAAAAUAAACGGUGAUGCACAAAGCAGCCUAAUUACCGUUUUUCCAAAAAGAAACACUGUAUCAUAUAAGCACAUUAAUCAUUUGAUAGCGUUUCAUGCAAAACUAGACCAAUACAUUUUGGUUAGUAUGCAGUAUAGUUUAUCUUAAUGCUGACUGUGAUCAAGGCUAUUGCAAUGCAAAAUAAAGUUGAAAAAAAAAAUUCCUGUUAAUUUGGUCUACUUGAAUUGCAAUCAUAGCCAAGUAAUUUCCUAACCUAUGUAAACUAAAGCUAAUUUUUCAUCUGGCUUAUAUGCAUGUUUGAUAUUAAUACCAAAAUCUUCUUUUUUUCAUGUUCUUUAAAAUUGAAGGCCUUUAACAUACUGUAAUUGUGGAUGUGUCUUUCUAUGACUUUGCUCAAAAUCCUAGCAUAGAAAAAAGAAAACAUGGUGUACUUGUCUGUUCAAUAUUGUGAAAUCCAGUGUCUGUCAUUUUACAGUGAAAGCUUUUCUAAAUAAAUGCUGUGAUCAUCUUACUAAUCA